AUGUAAACGGAGGAUUGUCCCAAGCGCCAUGUCCAAACGCUACACUGUUCCGUUGGCGCUGGUACUUCUGCUACUACACACGGGGACCGUUCGAGGUUGGGAUCUUCCUGAGAGUUGUCCAACGACUGGUUCCCUCAGUCUGCCCAAUGACAAAACGUACGUGUCGCCAUCCGACGAGAGCGUAAACUACGACACGGCCCAGACAAGGUGUGCCGCGGUGGGAGGAAUGGUCGCCGUACCGCGGGACUCAAACGAGCAGGAGUAUCUUGUGUUUUUCAAGAACUGUCUAGACGCAAAUAGUAAUUUUUGGGUCGGACUCAGUAGACCGAGCGGGACGUGGGUCGACAGCCAAGGCACGGCGCUCGGGGAAUUUGCUGCCUGGGCUCCAGGGGAACCUGAUGAAUCUUCAAAACUCUGUUCUCGUCUUAUGUCUGCAAGUCAUUCCGACAGUUCACGCAGAAACAAGUUGGCAGACACAACUUGCAGCUAUUCAAUGAGAUACAUAUGUGAAACAAAGACGUGCACUACUGUGGAGCCGUCGGUCGCGGGAAAUGGUGACGUUGAGAUUACCGCAUCUUCCACUCAUGAUCACUGCUCUACGGAGAAAGCGGUUUUAAACUCUCAAGUCGGGGACCCUAACGUGGAACCCAUAUGGGCAGGAGCUUGGUGUGCUGGCGGGAACAAUAAUGACCAGUGGCUCCAGGUUGACCUGAAUUCACCGACCAGAGUAGCAGGUGUCAUCACACAAGGGAGAGCUGACGAAAACCAGUGGGUAGAACGUUACAAGCUACAAUAUAGCUGUGAUGACAGCAACUGGAACACUUACUCCGAACAAGGACAAGAAAAGGUGUUCGAUGGAAACAGCGACAGGGACAGCGAAGUCCGGCAUCGCCUAGACCCGCCUGUUACAGCGCGCUUCGUCCGGUUCCAUCCUUCAGACUGGCACGGCCAUAUCAGCAUGAGAAUGGAGGUUCUCCGGUGUGCAGACGGCACCACAACUCCACCUCUACCAACAACAACUCCCGCCGUGACCACUACAACAGCUGCCACCAGCACAGCGGCCAUGUCAACUGCAGGGGCUGCUAAAACUUCCACAACAGGAUAUUCAUUACUGAUGCCUUCGUAUUACGGCUUUGACAUCUACAAAGUACCCGUGACUGGAAGCAUGAUCAGUGCCAGCCUCCGCACCGCUUGCGAAGCCCAGGGGAUGCAACCAGUGUGCCACAGACCUGAAGACGCGAAACCAGAGUUUUGGUUUUCCUACUGUCAAACCAUCCCGGUUGGGACUGAAAUAUCAUCAACAGAAAAAAGUCACGAAGUUCUAGCAUAUCAUUUGUGUGGUUCCGUGAUUCCAAAGGCAUGCGAGCCACUGCAUGAUACUUUUGUGGCUGUACGGGGCUGGCAAAGCAACGACGGCGCGUGUGGAGUCACAUCAUCUACUUGGUGCGUCGAUGGCAAUAACUUCAACAACAAGCACGCACUCUGUUCCAGAGCUGCAACCACCACACCAGCUGCAACCACCACACCAGCUGCAACCACCACACCAGCUGCUACCAGCACAGUGGUCUCAUCAACAGCAGGAGCUGCUGUAUCAACCACAACAGGACCUUGGGUCGUCCCUGAGAGUUGCCCAACGGACACAAGUUCCAUCACACUGCCUAAUGACAAGACAUACACCGAUGGGCCGGAGGGUGCUGUCACCUACGACGCGGCCGAGACAAGCUGCACCGGACUGGGCCAAAUAGUCGCCGUGCCUCGGGACUCAAACGAGCAGCGAUACUAUGUGUUCUACAAGAACUGCAUCAGCACGUCUGCACGGUUCUGGCUGGGACAAACUAAACAAGACGGGGCGUGGGUCGACGGCCAAGGCACGGCGACGGGCUCCUUUUCAGCCUGGGCUCCCUCGGAACCAGGACCCAAUACCUGCUCCUAUAUUGUAAAUAAGAACGAUGGCAACAGCGAGCGCAGAGACUUGUGGGCGGACUCAGCUUGCACUUGGGACCACAAAUACAUCUGUGAAUCAACCAUGCAGGCCACCACGUCUGCCCACGUGACCCCUGCACCCAGCACAGCAACAGAGGCCAGCACCGCGGCUGUUCCUUCAACAGCAGGAGCUGCUGGCUCCACCACGGCUCAACCGACGACCCCUGUAUCCAGCAACACAGCAGAGGCCAGCACCGCGGCUGUUCCUUCAACAGCAGGUGCUGCUGAAUCCACCACAUCUCAACAAACGACCCCUCAUAACAGCAGAGGCCAGCACAACUGUAGUUCGGUCAACAGGAGGGGCUGCUGCAUCUACUACGUCUCAACCAACUACCUCUGUAUCCAGCAACACAGCAGGGGACAGCACAACUGUAGUUCGGUCAACAGCAGGGGCUGCUUCUACUACAUCUCCCCAAAUGACCCCUGCACCCAGCACAGCAGCAGAGGCCAGCACCACGGCUGUUUCGUCAACAGCAGGGGCUUCUGCACUGACCACAUCUCAACCAACGACACCUGUAUCCAGCAACACAGAAGACGCCAGCACUACUGA
Molecule: messenger RNA, 2533 nt
Organism: Branchiostoma belcheri (Belcher's lancelet)
Lineage: Eukaryota; Metazoa; Chordata; Leptocardii; Amphioxiformes; Branchiostomatidae
Exons: 14
Coding region: 29-2533 (834 amino acids)
Source: RefSeq, a predicted model, not a curated record